This is a messenger RNA of Symbiodinium sp. CCMP2592, 1029 nucleotides long. The record is from the annotation of a GenBank genome assembly. NCBI's taxonomy places the organism in Eukaryota, Dinophyceae, Suessiales, Symbiodiniaceae.
AUGGCGCUGAGACGUGCUGCUGGAGUAUGGGCAGGUCUUUUAAUGCCCCUGCUGCUGACAACGUACGAGUUUAUCGGCACAUUUGUGGCGACCUGGAGCUUCACGAGAAAUUUUAUCAUGAGAUACGACGUGCGCGAGAAGUAUGCGGGCACGAACCAAGGCAUCAUGGUCUCCACAUCCAUUUGCACCAUUCAUGCCAUGGCCGAAGGGGCACGCUUGACUCUGCUCUACAUCGAUAACUUGCAGAACAAGAGCUUCGACAUCCUCCUGCCCAUCGUCAGCUCUGUUGUAUGGAAUGUCCUCAUGCGCGUCGGGUGCAUGGACCGCAUUCUCUUCGUGGCGACACGUGGCUGGCUCCAGCCCAAAAACGCAUCAAAGUUCUUGAGAGAUGCAGGGUAUUGCAUGGGCUACCCGCGAAUGGGAGCACUUGGCGCCUUGCUCUUGGCACGCCUUUGUCUUGUGAAAUCAGUGGUUAUAGGGGAGAUGGAGCAAUGGCUCUGGGUGUUCAUUAUCGGAGCAGAGCUGCUGGAAGAUCUGGUCAGCUACAUCCUGUGGUGGGCGGGUGUCGACCUGUCCCCAGUGAAACGCUUUGCCACUGACACGGAGGUGGAGCAAAUGUCAGAGAAGAAGAUCGUCAGGAGGCUUAGUGGCCUUGGUCAACAGAGGUCUUCGGGAGCACUUGCUGUGAUUCCGGUGCCAUCAUCAAGAAAGUCCACUCAGUCCAGCGCGUCCGACGAUGCGGAUGACACAGCUCAGCUAGAAGUUCAGCGCCUUGCUACUGUUGAGUCUGUGAAGUGGGAAGUGCGUGAAAGCCAUGAUUUCAAUUAUGGCCCUGUUGACUUUGGCCAAUUACCCUUCUGGGCACAUUUGCUUCCAGCCGCAAUGUCGCAAUUCCACACGGUGUUGGCAAUGAUUGCGUUUUCCAAUGGCUUUGUGUACCUACUGGGCUUUUGCCGUCAUGAUGAGAUGAGCCCUGAGGCAGGCGUGUUCUGGUGGCCCAUACCUGACAGUGAGAUGAUAUGUGUGUGA